AAAAGGGAGGAGGAGGAAGAAGAAGGAGGAGGAGGAGGAGGAGGAGGAGGAGGAAGAGGCGGCGGCACAGGCCUGGCAAAGCCGCCUAAUAUUGACGGGUUCCGCCUCCUACGCAAAGUGGGACAACACCAAUUACGAGAAGGAGGAGGGGCGAAAGGGACCACGCGCAACCGCCGUAAGCCCUGAGGAUGGAAUUUGGAGUCUGCCCUUUGCCUAAAGAUAAACCUGAUUGUCCCGGGUGCUGACGCUUUCCCCCUGCUCGGCGGUGAUCAGAGCAGCUCCCUGGUGGGUGCAGCCGGCCUGGCCCAAGCUCCAUGCACUGCUGUGGCCCCGACCAGAGUCAAAGAUGAUUCUUCUGGCGGUGCUUUUCGUCUGCUUCUUUUCCUCGUACUCGGCGUCUGUUAAAGGACACACAACUGGACUCUCCUUGAACAAUGACAGGCUGUAUAAGCUCACAUACUCCACUGAAGUGUUUGUUAACCAGGUUGGAGAACCACUUCAGGACAGUGCAGGCUACAAAAUUUCUUCCAAUGUGGAUGUUGUACUACUGUGGAGGAAUCCAGAUGGGGACGAUGACCAGCUGAUUAAAGUCACGAUAAAAGACGUUAAUGUUGAGAAUGUGAAUCAAAGAGAAGGAGAAAAGAACAUCUUCAAGGGAAAAAAAAUCUCUAAAAUCAUAGGAAAAGAUAAUUUGCCAGCUUUGCAGACACCAAUGCUUCUCCAUUUGACUAGGGGAAAGGUUACAGACUACUACUCAUAUCCAAAUGAACCAGUGAGUAUACAGAAUCUCAAAAGAGGACUGGCCAGCCUGUUUCAGAUGCAGUUAACCUCUGGGACCUCCGAUGAGGUGGACAUUUCUGGGAAUUGCAAAGUGACCUAUCAGGCCCAUCAUGAUAAAGUGACCAAAAUUAAGGCCCUGGAUACCUGCAAAACCGAAAUGCCUGGAUUUACCACCCAGAAUAAGGUUUUAGGCAUCAGUUCCAAAGCAGUAUCUGUGACCACUUACAAGAUCGAAGAUAGUUUUGUCACAGCAGUCUUAGCGGAAGAGACCUAUGGUUUUAGUCUUAAUUUCCUGAGAAAGGCUACAGGCAAAGUAGUAUCCAGGCAGAAAUUGGAGCUGAAGACAACAGCGGCAGGCCCGGGACUGAUGCCUGGAAAAAAAGUUGCUGCCGUGGUUAAGGCUGUGGAUUCAAAUUACAAAUCCAUGCCCUUGGUGGGGCAGCUCUUUGAGAGCGAGUGCAAGCGAUGCCCUUCCCUUUCUGAGUUCUGGCAGACUGCAAGAAAGCAACUACAGCCUGACAACCUGGCCAAAGCUGAAUCUCCCAGAAGCUUCAUUGACCUAAUUCAUCACCUCCGGGCAGCUAAGAAAGAGGAUAUUCUUCAGAUUCUCAAAAGUGAAAACAAAGAAGUACUGCCUCAGCUGGUGGAUGCCGUAACAUCUGCUCAGACGCCAGAUUCUUUGGAAGCCAUACUGGAGUUUCUGAAUUUCAAAAGUGAAAGUGAUAUUAUUCUCCAAGAGCGCUUUCUUUAUGCCUGUGGUUUUGCUUCCCAUCCCAGUGAAGCACUCCUAAAAGCUCUGCUUAAGACAUUCAAGAAUCCCAUUGGAAGCAAUGACAUCAGAGAAACAGUUGUCAUCGUCAUUGGUGCCCUCAUCAGGAAACUGUGCCAGCAGGAAGCCUGCAAAGCCCCAGCAGUGGUGGAAGCCAAGAAACUGAUCCUAGGAGGUCUUGAAAAAGCAGAGAAAAAGGAGGACAUUAAGAUGUAUCUGUUAGCUCUGAAGAAUGCGCUUCUUCCUGAAGGGAUCCCAUUGCUGCUGAAACAUGUGGAAUCAGAUGAUGGGCCCAUCAGCCACCUGGCAGCAACAUCUCUUCAGCGAUAUGAAAGCUCUUUCAUCACCAAUGAAGUGAAGACGGUGCUGAACAGGAUCUACCACCAGAAUCGGAAGGUCCAUGAGAAGACGGUGCGCACCACCGCGGCGGCCAUCAUCCUGAAUAAUAACCCUUCUUACAUGGAAGUCAAAAACCUUCUGCUUUCUAUCGGCGAGCUCCCCAAAGAAAUGAGCAAAUACAUGCUUUCUGUGAUCCAGGACAUCCUGCGCUUUCAGUCGCCUGCCAGCAAAAUGGUCCGUCGAGUCCUAAAGGAGAUGGUAACUCACAAUUAUGACCGCUUUGCGAAGAGUGGUUCCUCCUCUGCCUAUACAGGCUAUGUGGAACGUGAUCCUCAUAGAGCAUCCACAUAUAGCCUUGAUAUUCUCUACUCUGGCUCUGGUAUUUUGAGAAGAAGUAACCUGAACAUCUUUCAGUACAUGGAGAAUACUCACCUUCAUGCUAGCCAGGUGGUUAUUGAAGCUCAAGGAUUAGAAGCCUUGAUUGCAGCCACCCCUGAUGAGGGUGAGGAGAACCUUGAUUCCUUUGCCGGCAUGUCUGCCAUCCUGUUUGACGUUCAGCUUAGACCUGUCACUUUUUUCAAUGGCUAUAGUGACUUGAUGGCCAAAGUGCUCUCAGCAUCUGGCGACCCCGUCAGUGUGGUGAAAGGACUUAUUCUUCUGACGGACCAUUCACAGGUGAUUCAGUUGCAGUCUGGUCUGAAAGCCAAUGUGGAGUUCCAGGGAGGUCUGGCUAUUGAUAUUUCAGGUGCAAUGGAGUUCAGCCUGUGGUACCGUGAGUCUAAAACCCGAGUGAAAAAUCGGGUGGCUGUAGUAGUGACUGGCGACAUCACAGUGGAUUCCUCUUUUGUGAAGGCCGGCUUAGAAUCCAGGUUUGAAACCGAAGCAGGACUAGAGUUUAUAUCCACAGUGCAAUUUUCACAGUAUCCUUUCUUGGUCUGCAUGCAAAUGGAUAAAGAUGAGGCACCUUUCAGGCAAUACGUGACUAAGUAUGAAAGACUUGUGACGGGCAGGGGCUACGUCUCCCGAAAAGGAAAAGAAAAGCUGUUUGCUGGAUCCGAAUUUCCUCUUCAUCAAGAGAACUCUGACAUGUGCAAGGUGGUUUUUGCACCACAGGCCGAGAACUCCUCAGAUGGCUGGUUUUGAACCCAACGCCUGAUAGAUUUCACUUGAAUCUGUGUGUCCAUUCAGGAGACACUGUGUGGCACGGCCCGGUACUUGCUCCCUGAGAGCACAGUGUUUACAUAUUUACGUGUAUUUAAGAAUUUUGUAAAAAGUUACGAGAGAAAAAUAAUUGAAUCUGUCAAUGCCAGUAUACUCUCAAUGUUGUUUUGGGACAAACAACCACACAAAAAGGGUGAUGAUUUCCAUGUUGUUCCUGGUUUUCUAGAACACUUCUUAAUAUUCAUUUGCUCUUGACCUGAUGUAAGAAGAGCUUUGCUACAAGCAGAUAUGCUAUUUGUAAAUUGUAAAUUUGUAAAAAACAAAAAACACAAAACUGACAAGGUGUCAGUUUUCCCAGGAAUUUUCACGUUUAAAUUCAUGUUGCUUUUUACCAACUAAAUUGUCUAAUCAGGAAGAAAUAGGCUGCUGUUUUUUAUAAGCCUUUUGAUGGCCCAUCUGCCUAAUUAAUAUUUAUCUGUUUGGUUGUUAAGUUUAUUUUUUAUUUUAAGAAUUAUAUGGGUAGUAGACACUCAGAGCUAAAUGAUGAAUGCUUAUCUCUCUGUUGACCAUGGGUGAUUAUUUCUCUUACAAAAGGAGCCUCUUUGGUUGUCCUCCUUCUCCCUCCAUAACACAUUGGGGUUUAGAGUAUAGGAACCAGAAAAGUCAGUUUUGAAAACCCCAUCAGAUUUACCUUACAUUGUAUCAGUCUCUUUGAGCCUUAAAUGUGUACCCGGUCCUCUUAAAGGAAAUUCUUUUAUAUCAACCCUUUUGACUUCAUUGCUGCGCUUGGUUUAGUCCCCAAUAUCCCUUGCAUCUGUUCCCUUCUUUCCACCACACUGGCUCAGACCCUCACUUGGACUGUUCCAACAGCCUCCUAGUUGGACUCCCACCUUCUGGUCUUUGCUACCUCCAAUUCAUCCUCUACUGUACUGUCACAGUAAUUAUGAAGGCACAAAUCUGACUGUGAUCAUGGAAAUCUACUCUACUCCUAACCCUCCCCACCUUUAAUAGCUUCCUAAUGUCUAGGAUAAAAUUCAAAUAAUUCAGUUUGGCAUCUUUGCAACCAGCUCUGUUUUAACUUUCCAAACAUCCCUUAUUUCUCCCCUUCACGUGCUAUUUUCUAGCAGAAUGACUUAUUUUCUCAACUUGGCAUUGCAUCCUGCACUCUCCCCAUGCCUGGAAUGCACUCCUUCCUGGCUUUUGCCUCAUCUUGCUAAGAACUCCUAGCUUCUUUCCAGGCCUCUCUUCCUCUGAGAGGAAGCAUCUCCUGAUCUCCCUCAUUCUUAGUGCUGUCUCCUUCCUCAUUUUACCUUGCAUUUCUUUCUAUGUUUACUCUCUUCAUCCUCCAGUGGAAUGUAAGCUCUUUGAAAGCAGGGACUAUCUCUCAUCUCUGUCUUUAGAUCCCCAGUGCCUAACAUAAUGCCUUACACAUACUAGAUGCUUAUUGAAUGUUGGAUUUAAUUAAACUGACAGCAUGGACCAGUUUGUCACCACAAGGUGCAGACUUACAAAAAUGGUGAGAGAAUUCACUUUAAUAGGCAUAUCUGAACUACAGACAUAACCUACUCAGGAAACUGGAUUUCUGGGAAAUGAGACCAAAAAAGAAUUAUCUGUCUGUAUAAGAAUAAAAAGAAAACCUUAACAGGUG
This is a messenger RNA of Monodelphis domestica (gray short-tailed opossum), 4697 nucleotides long. It is a transcript of the gene MTTP, whose product is annotated as microsomal triglyceride transfer protein. Gene Ontology annotation, molecular function: lipid binding. The record is from RefSeq and is a predicted model, not a curated record. Lineage: Eukaryota; Metazoa; Chordata; Mammalia; Didelphimorphia; Didelphidae. Gene Ontology annotation, biological process: lipoprotein metabolic process; cholesterol homeostasis; lipid transport. Gene Ontology annotation, cellular component: basolateral plasma membrane; endoplasmic reticulum; Golgi apparatus.